Messenger RNA from Prunus armeniaca (apricot), 234 nucleotides. The record is from the annotation of a GenBank genome assembly. NCBI's taxonomy places the organism in Eukaryota, Viridiplantae, Streptophyta, Magnoliopsida, Rosales, Rosaceae.
AUGGCUAAUGUGUUUAAGGAAGACGAUGAGGCUCUUCUGUGCUUCCAAAGCUCUUCUGUUGUAGCUUCUCACAACUGGGUUAGCAAGAAUUCGAGCCAUUUAUAUCCCUCUAGUGCAGUGAGGAAUAGUAUAGUGAAGUGGUCAGACUGGAUUGACAAACUCCUAGGAGGUAUGGAGGUCAUUGGAAAACGGCUGGGAAAGAUGACUUCAUCCUUCUGUCCAAGAAAUCUAUGA